AGGGUUUUAAAGGUGGGUCAACAACCUUUAUCUCGAAGAUAUCUGGUGAUCGUGUGGAAUUUGUUCCUAAAACAGAUAAAGGAGGACAACUCAAUUUAAGACUGAAGAGAAGAUAACAAAUAUAGCUGCCGUACAAAAUGUCAAAAUAUGCAGUUUUUCCAGAAAAUCCUGAUUGGAUGUCAAAUUUACCUGAACAUCUACAUGAGACACCUUUAAAUCAGUUGGCCAUACCAGGUUGUCACGAUUCGGGUGCGUAUGAGUUUGAUAGAAAUGAAGGACUUUUUCCAGAUGCUCCUAAUGCACUUAAAUGUUUAUAUUGCAUAUUUGGACGAUGUACAUGUAUCUAUCGAUGGGCAAAAACACAAAAUAUGAACUUUCUUCAGCAACUGACAGCUGGUAUUCGAUAUUUUGAUUUACGAGUAACCACUAAACCGGACACUGAAGAUCUUUAUUUUUAUCACACUCUGUAUGCUGAUAAAGUCGAGCCUUGUUUACGUAUUAUGUAUAGAUUCCUCGAUGAGCAUCCCAAGGAAGUCAUAAUUCUUGAUUUUAACCACUUCAACAAAGAGAUGAAGAAUGCAAGACACGAACAGUUAAUUAAAAUGAUUCUGGAAAUAUUCGGAGAUAAAGUUUGUCCAUUGCAGGAUACAGGUUCGCUGACAUUAAACAAGUUAUGGUCGGGAAAACUUCAAGUCAUUGUUAUUUAUCAUCAUGCAACGAACAAUUCCAAAAUAUGGCCGGGUAGCGUCAUUCGUUCUCCGUGGUUCAACACAACAGAUGUGAACCGACUCGAGGAGGGUUUAGAAAACGUUUACAAAAACUCUGGUGACCACGAGCAAAUAUUUCUUAGCUAUCAGGGUGUUUUAACCCCCGAUACUUGCUUCACUGUAAAUAAUUGUUGCCAAAGUUUAAAGACGGCCCUCGCUGAUAAAGCAUCCCCUGCUGUUGUAACCUGGCUAUCAACCAAAGUGGCUGGGCCGAACAAGAUGAACAUAUGUUUGAUUGAUUUCGCAGAUCAGUACGAGUUUAUGUCAACAAUUCUGGCUUUCAAUAAGUAAAUUAAUAACGAUAAGCAACUUCUGCGACCAAACGUAGCCACGUUUCAAGCUAAACUUUUUAGAAUUUCAUUUUGUUUUGAUUUUGUUUUUUUUUAU
Patella vulgata (common limpet) is the source of this 1154-nucleotide messenger RNA. RefSeq names its product PI-PLC X domain-containing protein 3-like. NCBI's taxonomy places the organism in Eukaryota, Metazoa, Mollusca, Gastropoda, Patellidae. Gene Ontology annotation, molecular function: phosphoric diester hydrolase activity. Gene Ontology annotation, biological process: lipid metabolic process. The transcript is spliced from 3 exons. The record is from RefSeq and is a predicted model, not a curated record. The coding region runs from base 138 to 1058 and encodes 306 amino acids.